This is a messenger RNA of Caenorhabditis sp. 36 PRJEB53466, 4669 nucleotides long. The record is from the annotation of a GenBank genome assembly. Lineage: Eukaryota; Metazoa; Nematoda; Chromadorea; Rhabditida; Rhabditidae.
AUGCCACGUGGCUACACGCAAACACUGCGAUCCGAUCAACCAGACAAAUCCGUUCAUUCUUCGAAAAAUGUACUCAGAAAGCGAGCGAUCCAUUCCUUUAAAAAAUCGACAUCAAGCACGGAGGAGCGGGCGGGGAAAGUUCCGGACGGAAUGGAGAUGCUGCUGCUGACCGUGCUCCGGCAUCUCGCACCCGCACAAUGCGUCAAAAAGACGGUGUUCGCCACCAAGGCACUGGCCCCUAUCGAGAAAGACUACGAGAGCGAAGAAGAGAAAAGGGAGGCAGUCGUGGCGCUUCUCGGAAACGGAUGCUGCCCGGAACAAGUGAUGCAAGCUGUGCGCGAAUGUCAAGAAAAGUGUGACGAUAAGUGAGUUUUAACACGCCUGAUGUGCACAAUUCAGCUGAUAAUGUCUCUUUCAGCUUACUGAGAUCGGUCGUCACGCCGACUCCGAAGAGUAGAAAAAGAUCGACGGAUGUGAGCCGCCAAUAAUUUCUUCCGUGAAAAGUCAGUGUCAACGUGGUAUUAAUUGACCGUUGUCUUCGACUUGAGUUCUGUUUUUGGUUAGCGGCGAAUUCUCCGCUCUACCGUCUCUUCGUGGAUUGGCUACUCAAAAGAUCGUCGGCCCGACAGUACCGGACUCCCGCAACGUCAGUUAGCAUGUUUCAGAAUGGAAGUGCUCGUCCUUUCAGAAGAACUUCUAUCAAAAAGCACCAAAUUAUUGUUCCCUGAGCUGUCUGAAAAUGCACAUUUCCCGUGAAUUCGAUCCAUUUUUCUUCGCGUUAAUCUCUCAUCGGAUAGGAAACGGCGGGGAUUUGGAUGAUGGGAGCAGGGAUUAGAGGCCAGGAGGAGGAGAGGAGCCGUUUAAUAUUCAGCCGAGUGCGUGCACGUUUGCAACUCUUUCAGAGAACUUUUAGCAGGGAAGGGAGCGAAGAGCUUCGCUUUCUUUCGUUCUUUCUGUGCAAUUGCUUCGGGCGUCUAAUGUAAGUACGAAUCCUGAAAAGUUUAAAUGUUGUCAGGUUCUCUGCGCGCCGCCCACCUGUGAGUACAUCAGUUUAAAACAAAGAGCAUCAAUCAAGUGCUGUUGAACGGAGUUCAACGGUUUCAAUUUGACUGCCAUUGUAACAUGAUUCACACUUCUCUGCAUCCCUCUCUCUCUCUCUCUCUCUCUUGCUUUCCUCUCUAAUCUCGCUCAUUCGCUUUUGUGCUCGGAUAUACAGGGUGGGGAAUAAAUAUAGCGCCCAAUUCAAAAUGCCGUAAAAAGUUCAAAUCGCAAGAUUUUUUUCUGUAAAUCUACUAAAAGCUCUAUUAAACAAUAACAAAAAGAAUGGCAUUAGCAGUUUUUGCCGAUUGCACCUUUCUCUUCGUUGGCAGCCGUCAGUCUCCUCGGAUACGAGUCAGCGGCGGCACGGGGGUAGUUGACGUAAAGAUCGUGUCAUGGCUUCCGUAGUUCAACUUUCCGGACUCCCUAUUUUGGUUAAUUGUGAAUGGAUACAUACUAGGCAAACCACCCAAACUCGGAGAAGUCCAUAGAAAUCAUAUCCGACUUGAAAUCUACUCGUUCUUCUUAAGUGAUAAAACUUGCGAAAUUGGCUUUGCGCCACUGUUAGGUGGUUUUGGCUCGAUGAGCAGGUGUACCGUCUUGCUGGAAGACCCUAUCUUGUUUUCCGUAAUCUACUAGAUCCAAGACAGUUCCUUCGACCCGAGAAUCUUACUAGAGUAGCAUUUACGGUUGAUUUUCGCUCCAAUAUCAGUGCUGUUUUGCCAUUGGCGGAAAUUUUCCAAAGAACCAUUACUGAAGCCGGAUAAAAAAUUUUAAAAAUUAUUUUUCCAUUUCGACGGACAGUCUCAAUGUCCCCUGAGAUGACCUUGUUGUUGUGAUUAUCAUUUUCGAUACCAGCAGCGUGUAGCCACUCAUCUCCGAUCAGAGUCUGCAGGCGCGUGCCUUGCCGCGUGCCGCCAACGGGACUUCCGGCUUUCUUGAAGCGAAAGUCCUUGUUAUGGAACGAUUCUUUUGAAUACGAUAAGGAAUCAUAUUUAGUUCCUGUCUGGCAAUAGCUUACAUAGAUUUUAAGCUCAUACGGAACUCUGACGACAUUUUUCUACGUGCUUCUCUCCGGGUUUCUACGAUUUUUUUGCUCUAACCGAUAUGACCAUCUUGGGAGUUGUCACUGGGAUCGGGGGACCACUUCUCUACUUGUCUUCCAAUGUUCCGAGGUGUCAGAAACAUCGGGAAGUCAUAUUAACAAACAAUCUUCCUACGCCGAGCUUCCUAACUAUUUUAGACGAUCGCAUUCCUAUCCUUGUGAACCCCAUAAUUACGGACCUAGGCGAUGACGGAGCCACCAUUUCUCUCAAUAUUAACAGAAUUGUCUGCAACAUAGACAAAUGGUCAAAAAUGAAGUGAUGAAUGGAAAAAAUAACAUGAGCGGCCAUCCCAUUGGUUCUGUAGGCGCCAGCGCUGACGCGAAGUUUGGGCGCUAUAUUUAUUCCCCACCCUGUAAUCUUUUCCAGAGCACCCUCUGUUACCCACUUUCCCUUCUCCUCAUCACUCGCCUAUUUUCUGUCCAUUCCUUAUCACUCACCAUGUCUCUUGUAAAAAUAACAUUCGCUCAUUCAUUUACAUGAGAAAGAACAUGAGAUUCUAUUUUCGGCGCUGACCUCUUCCUUCUUUUUCUUGGUCCGCUAUUCUGAAGAACCUAUAUAAAUGAAGAAGAGGACGUCACAUGUUUAUUGCGUUUUCUCGUUUUCCGGCGUGUCGAUGAUUCCACAUUUCCGGUUGUUAAAGUGACUACAGUAAUUGUUUGGUACUUAGGGUUUUUUUCAUAAAGAGCAGAUAAUCCUAUCGGCCUGAAACUUUCAAAGAUGCAUCAUGUAAUCUUGCGAUGUUAGGAUCGGCCGAUCCGAUCGUUUGACUUCUUACUGUAAGUUUAAAGACUCAAGCCCCAAUUAGUUGGGGUCCAAAGAGCACGAAACAGUGUAACAACCGCCCAUUACACUCUCCAAACCCAUUCUCUUUCACAUUCAAAUUUGUUUGUCUUUCCGUUUUCUGUCUCUUUUUCUUUCCCUCCAAAGUGCACCAGACACAUUCAUCUGCCGAUCAAACUCACACUGGUCAGAACACUUUUCCUCAUCAAAUAUGAAUUCGAAAUCCGAAGUCAACGGUCUCCUUUGAAAAGCAAAGAAAUUCGACGCCUUUUCUCUUUCUCCCCUUCAGUUUCCGUUCGGUCCUUCCCAUUUUUUGUUGUGCCCAAUGAAUUCUUGGCCGUUUUAAUCGCAGAGUCGUUAUUAUCGGGGGGUCCAAAGUUAUUUCCAAAGUUAUUUCCGAUUUUCAAAAAGUUUUACGGCCUCUCAUUUCCGGGACAAAGACAGGAAACGAAAACAAUAAACGCGGGGCGAAAUGAUGUGAUUCUCGCAUUCAAAGCUGCUUACUGCUUACACUGACCGAUGAAGCGGGGCCUCUAAAUAUAGUCGCAGUACCUUAUCUUUUUAAAGACUUACUUUUAACACUGCUCUUAUCAGACUAGACUAGGUCAGCUUUGAAUUCAGACGAUUCUAGAUACAAACUCUUCUGAUUUCGAGCUGUCUCUGAGUCAAUAGAGGGCGAAUGGGGGGAAUGUUUUGGCAAGCAACUGACCACAUUUUGCUUAUAAAUUAUGAGCAAAACGAGGUAAAGCAAAAUAGUUGGAGCUUCACAUUGUGGAACUAAGCGUAGACGUUUUGCAACCGCUGUCAUUUGUUAGAGUUUCUAGCCUGGGGUCUCAAAGCACUUUCCUUAGUUCUACUCUGAAAUCUCUCAUCUUUAGACACUUAUAUCUCAACGUCCAAUGAUUUUUUUCAAAAACUGGUCAAAAGCACGCUGGUACGUCAACUAGUGAACAGAACACUCACAAGUUCACUGACCACAAGAAGCCUUCCGAUAAGGCUUCUCCACAUUAUUUUCUCUCCUUAUCUCUUCCCUUCUCUCGCUUUUUCUUCAAAUUCAAAGUGUUCCCUACUCUUGCCUUCUCGCUACGUAAUCACUUGACACCUCAUCCGAAACGACUUAAAAUGAAUCCCUUCAUUUCGUCGCUAACCGAUCAAAAACUUCCGAUUCGGCUAGACUCGGAGGAAACGCGCCGGAUUUCAGAGUGAAUAACAUGCCACUUUGCCUCUCAAGCAUUCUUCACAAUCGACGGCUCGUGGUCUCGGUUUGAAAAGAGUCGUUGAUUGGGAGAAGUUCUUAUUCAUUGCCAUCCAGUGUAAUUUCUCUUACCACGUUGGCUCAGACAUGCUCAGAUCGCCGAGCAAACAUUAAUGUCAUGUUCUUGCUCUCCAAAAUCCUGAUAGCACGGGUUGUUUUGCUUUUCCCAAAGAACGAGCAGUACAAAUCGUUUUAAUUUUCGAGUCCGCCCACACAAUCUCAUCGUUCAUUCGCGCUGAUCCCUCACUUUCCAGCUUUUCCAGACAUCUCUCAUUUUUCUUGCAGAGCCAACACGGAUUCGUUCAGGAAAAUGCGUCGGAAAGCGCCGCGUGCAACCAUUUUGUACGCGGUGAAUCCGGACAAGGGCGCGUUUCCGUUGCUCAUGACGUUGCCCUACGAGAACUACAAUAAUCAGACGACGUCGACGUCUGGCACCGCCACCGAGGACACCGAAAUGACCGAGAUGAGCGAGGGGAACAAGUUGAAGUGA